CUCAGUUACAUUACUUUCUUUUGUGAAUGUGUUAUCUAAAAAAAAAAAAUGAAACAGUUAAAACUUACAGGUUUUGUUAUUUUCUUUUUCUUUUUGACUGAAUCCCUAACUCUGCCCACAAAGCCUCAAGAUGUAGAUGAUGUCAGUGUCACCAAAAAAUUUAUAGAGGAGAAUGUUGGAUAUAUCACCAUCAUUGCAUUUGCUCAAUAUAUUCAGGAGGCAUCCUUUGAAGAAGUAGAAAUGUUGGCGAAAGCCAUGACAGAAUACAGAGAUAAAUGCUUGGCUGACAGGACACUCCCAGAGUGUUCAAAAUUAGCUAAUGAUGUUUUACUGGAAAAUAUAUGUGCUAUGGAGGGGCUUCCACAAAAGCAUAACUUUUUACACUGUUGCCGUAAGAUUGACGUAGAAAGAAAACUCUGUUUCCUCCAUAACAAGAAGGCUGACGUGGGAUUUCUGCCUCCUCUCCCUACUCUGGAUCCUGAAGAGAAAUGCCAGACUUUUAAAAAUAACAGAGAAUCUUUUCUAAAUAAUUAUAUCUAUGAAAUUUCCAGAAGGAACCCCUUUGUUUUUGCCCCUACACUUCUAACCGUUGCUGCUCGUUUUGAGGAGAUGACUAAAACCUGUUGCGAAGAACAAGAAAAAGCUUACUGCUUUCGAACAAAGGCAGAACAUUUCAUACAAUAUUUAAAAGCAUUGUCUUCUUAUCAAAAAAAUGUCUGUGGGGCCCUUAUGAAAUUUGGACCACAAAUCUUACAAUCUAUAAACACUGCUGUACUUAGUCAAAAAUUCCCCAAGAUUGAAUUUAAGGAACUAACCUCCCUCCUCAAAGAUGUUUCUUCCAAAUAUGAUGGAUGCUGUGAAGGCGAUGUUGUGGAGUGCAUUCACGGCAGGAGCAAAAUUAUGAGCCAUAUUUGUUCAAAACAAGAUUCCAUCUCCAGCAAAAUCAAAGGGUGCUGUGAAAAGAAGAUACCAGAGCGUGGCGAGUGCAUAAUUUACUCAAAUAAAGAUGAUAGACCUAACGACUUAUCUCUAAGAGAAACAAAGUUUACUGAAAGCAACAAUGUGUGUGAGGAACGAAAUGCUGACCGCGGGAACUUCAAGACUGAGUUUCUUUAUGAAUAUGCAAGGAGACAUACAGAACUGUCCAUACCAGAGCUGUUAAGAAUUGCUGAAACGUAUGAGGAUCUCCUAGGAGAAUGUUGCAACACGGAAAACCCUCCAGACUGUUACAGAGAUGCGGAAAACAGAUUCAAUGAGACAACUGAGAAAAGCCUCAAGAUAGUACAGCAAGAAUGUGAACAUUUUCAGAAUUUGGGGAAGGAUGACUUGAAAUACUACUACCUCAUCAAACUCACAAAGAUAGCCCCCCAGCUGUCCACUGAAGAACUGACCUUUCUUGGCAAAGAGAUGGUGAUAGCAUUGACCACCUGCUGCACCCUGAGUGAAGAGUUUGCCUGCGUUGAUAAUUUGAUGGAUUUAGUUCUUGGACAGUUAUGUGGAAUAAAUGAAAAUCGAAACAUCAACCCUGCUGUGGACCACUGUUGUAAAACAAACUUUGCCUUCAGAAGGUCCUGCUUUGAGGGCUUGAAAGCAGAUAAAGCCUACGUGCCUCUACCUACCUCUCAAGGCUUAUUUACCUUUCACACAGACUUGUGUCAGGCCCAUAACGAGGAGCUCCAGAGGAAGAAAGACAGGUUUCUGGUCAACUUAGUGAAAUGGAAGCCUGAACUUAGAGAGGACAAGCUGCAGUCACUGCUGACUGAUUUCACUAAGGUGGUGGCCACGUGCUGCAAGGCCGAGGGCCCCGCAGCCUGCUUCAGUGAAGAGGGUCCAAAAUUGGCAGCCAAAAGCCAGGCUGCUUGAAAAACAUCAAGUAAAACCCAUCACAGGAUGUGGAGAAAAGGGAGAAAGACCAACCUGUCUGUUUCCUAGCUGUCCUGUGGUGAAUUACAUUUUCUGAGAAGAGCACAGUGGAAGGAUUCUUCUGAAACCUUUACCUGAAAUCAUAUUAUUGCAGCAAGCAAUAAACUACAACAUUAUAAAGUUA
This is a messenger RNA of Vicugna pacos (alpaca), 2047 nucleotides long. RefSeq names its product afamin (gene AFM). Lineage: Eukaryota; Metazoa; Chordata; Mammalia; Artiodactyla; Camelidae. Gene Ontology annotation, cellular component: blood microparticle; cytoplasm. Gene Ontology annotation, biological process: vitamin transport; protein transport within extracellular region. Gene Ontology annotation, molecular function: vitamin E binding. The record is from RefSeq and is a predicted model, not a curated record.